Messenger RNA from Sorex araneus (European shrew), 3276 nucleotides. RefSeq names its product ectonucleoside triphosphate diphosphohydrolase 1 (gene ENTPD1). The coding region runs from base 129 to 1688 and encodes 519 amino acids. The transcript has 11 exons. The record is from RefSeq and is a predicted model, not a curated record. NCBI's taxonomy places the organism in Eukaryota, Metazoa, Chordata, Mammalia, Eulipotyphla, Soricidae. Gene Ontology annotation, molecular function: UDP phosphatase activity; GDP phosphatase activity. Gene Ontology annotation, biological process: nucleoside diphosphate catabolic process. Gene Ontology annotation, cellular component: plasma membrane.
UAUGUGUGAACUUGAAUGUUGUCCUUACUCAGAGCGUCUGUCGCUGGGGUGACCCGUUGCUCUUCUGGCCAAAAGAGCCUCGAAACGGACUUUUCCAUCUGGGAACCAGAAGUGAUCGGCUUUAUGGGAUGGAAAGAACUGUUCUUAAGUCCCUCGUUUUACCCAACCAGUAUCAAGAUAAUUCAUUGUCAAGAUUUUUCUCCAGGAAUAUGUUGAUCAUCAUUGGCUUCUCCAUUAUUGGGGUUCUGAUUGCUUUGAUCACUGUUGCUCUGACCCAGAACAGACCAUUGCCAGAAAACCUGAAGUAUGGAAUUGUGCUGGAUGCCGGCUCUUCUCACACAAGUUUGUACAUCUAUGCAUGGUCAGGAGAAAAAGAAAAUGAUACAGGAGUAGUGUCUCAGAUAGCUGAAUGCACAGCACAAGGUCCUGGUAUCUCAAAAUUUGUCCAUAAGAUAAAUCAGCUAGCGACUUACCUGACUGAAUGCAUGGACAAAGCCAAGAAAGUAAUUCCAUUUUCCAAGCACCAUGAAACACCUGUUUACCUAGGAGCCACAGCAGGCAUGCGAUUGCUCAGGAAUGAAAAUGCACAGCUGGCAGACGAGGUCAUGAAUGAGGUGUCGAAGAGCCUUAGCAGUUAUCCCUUUAACUUUCGGGGUGCCAGGAUCAUCACAGGGAGUGAGGAGGGUGCUUUUGGCUGGAUUACUAUCAACUAUCUAAUGGGCAAAUUCACUCAGAAAGUUUCUUGGUUUCCGGUAAUUUCAGAUGAGGAAGAUAAUCAGGAUAUCUAUGGAGCUUUAGACCUUGGGGGUGCUUCUACACAAAUCACUUUUGUGCCCUCGAACUACAUUAAUGAAUCUACAUCAGAUAUUCUUCAUUUUUUACUCUAUGGCAAAAACUAUGAUGUAUAUUCACACAGUUUCCUAUGUUAUGGGAAAGAUCAAGCUCUCCUGAAGAAACUGGCCAAGGACAUUACGAGUACAAACGGAAUCAUCAAAGACCCAUGCUUUCACCCUGGAUACAAUCAGGUAAUGAAUGUGAGUGAAAUUUUCAAGACCAACUGCACGGAUGAAUUUCGCAAGAAUCAUAGCUUCGAUCAGGUUGAAAUCCAGGGUACUGGUAACUUUAGUAGAUGCCAGCAAAGCAUCAAUGAACUCUUCAACUCAAGUUACUGCCCUUACUCCCACUGUGCAUUCAAUGGGGUUUUCAUGCCACAAAUCAAGGGGAAUUUUGGGGCAUUUUCAGGUUUUUACUAUGUGAUGGAUUUUUUAAACCUCACAUCAGAGUCCUCUUUGAAUAAUGUUAUUAACAAACUGGAGUUUUUCUGUUCAAGACCUUGGAAAGAGGUCAAGGAAAAUUUUGCUAAUGUGAAGGAGAAGUAUCUAAGGGAAUAUUGCUUUUCUGGCACGUACAUCGUCUCUCUCCUUAUAAACGGCUAUCAUUUCCCAGAUACAUCCUGGUCUUCUGUUAAGUUCAUGGGCAAGGUUUAUGACAGCAAUGUUGGGUGGACUUUGGGCUACAUGUUGAACCUGACCAACUUGAUCCCAGCUGAGCAGGUGUCAACGGCACCGCUAUCCUAUCCCACUUAUGUCUUCCUCAUGGUCUUCUUCUCAUUGAUCCUGGUUGCACUGAUCAUCUUUUCUGUGAUUGUCUUUCACAAGCCAUCGUACUUCAAUAAGGAUUUGGCAUAAGAGCAGCCCCUGAAAUCUGCUGGCUAGAAUACAAAAUGAAACUUUUCUGGGGAGCACAUUCCUCCACAGUGAUGUACAGCAAGUCCAUCCAUCCUUACUCACCGAGACCAGGCUUGGCGUGCUUCUCUGAAACUUGCUCAAACCCUUCCCUGGGAAGUAGUCACCAUCUUCUGCCUCAGGACCAUCUGGCAGAUGUCAUCUCAAUCAAGAGUCCCAGUUCCUCCUGUCCUCGUUCGUAUUUUAUACUUGUAUAGAUCUAAAGUGCUGCCACCUUUUAAAUUUGCUUUAUAUAAAAAACUGAGAGUUCUGAGUUCUGAGUACUGUGCUGGGAAGUUAUUCUGGUUAAAAGGAAAAAUCUCAGGAAACGACUUCAUUACACUUAUAGGCCCUUUCCCCAGCUUCCCAUCUAAGAAAGCCAUAGUUUCUGGAUAGGGCAUACAUUUCAUUCUCACCCUGCUCUUUGUAUAGGAGAAUUUUCUAGGAUAGGCCAAUACAUGCUAGGGCCAAUGAGGCUUCCAAGAGAAUUUGUGUACUUGUACAGUUACACAAUAUUUAGUCCAAUCCAAAGCAGGGAUGUGGAUGGGUCACAUUUUCCUGAGUAAUGCCAAAAUGCUAGAGUGGAACACUCAGACCAGGGAUUAUUUUUUUUUCAAAUGCUGUUGCACUUUAGCAUCCAGAUAGCAACAGAAUACUACAGGGUAGAAAUAAUAUCAGUAAUAAAAACAAUUACAACUCAGGUUUGAAAAACUAUCUUCCAAUGCAUUUGUUGUUUUGUUUUUAAUUGAGGUUUUAUUGAACUCAGCAUUUUAACAUGUACUAUUCUGUGGCUUUUAGUUCUUUCACAAUGUUACAUACAACUAUCACUCUUAUCUAAUCCCAUAACAUUUUUUUAUCACCAAAAAGCUGUUUAGAGACUAGAUCAUUUCUGGGUAGUUUCAAACCUCUAACUUUUCAGUUAAUAGUAUAUAUGCUAACUAACUGUUCCACGAGGAUGCUAAUUUAGUUUUAAUAGGCAAAAUUUUAUAUUUUUGUCCCAGCAUUUAACUUAAUGGGAGAGCCUCAUUGGUGGACUGGCACACCUUUUGUCAUCAUGAAUUUGCACAUCAAAAUGUGCUAAGAAACAUAUUCAAAAGUGUUAUUGCUAUCCCUGCCUCGGAAAAGUAGCUAUGGACCUUGUCAUGGAAAAGAGAUCCUGUACCAGCUCUUUUUGCUUGUUCAUUUGUUUGUUUCUGGGACACUGAUGCUUAGGAGUUACUCCUGGCUCUGCACUCAGGGACCACUCCUGGCGGCCUCUGGGUACCAUGUGGGAUGCUGGGGAUUAACUCAGGUCAGCCAUGUGCAAGGCAAAUGCCUUACCUGCUGUACUAUCUCUCUGAACCCCUGUACCAUCUCCUUCGAAGGAUUGCUUCUAAGAAUUAUCUGUUGAGCAUGAUGGAGUGACAAUGUUACUUUGAUUUUUUCCCUUAUACUCUCUCUCUGUAACUAUUUAACUCAUGCAGUUAAAUAGUGUGAGGCAGCUUCUCCACAAACCAGUAAUCAAAUGUCUCCACCUCUCCAAUCUCUGUCUCUGUCUAUUUUUUUUUAACAA